This is a messenger RNA of Prunus persica (peach), 831 nucleotides long. RefSeq lists its product as uncharacterized. The record is from RefSeq and is a predicted model, not a curated record. The transcript is spliced from 2 exons. Lineage: Eukaryota; Viridiplantae; Streptophyta; Magnoliopsida; Rosales; Rosaceae. Gene Ontology annotation, molecular function: nucleic acid binding; zinc ion binding. Bases 1 to 831 code for a protein of 276 amino acids.
AUGUCAAAAGACAUCGCUAGCAGCGUGAUUAAAUGCAAGAAUGCUAGGCAGAUGUGGCUGGAACUGCAAGAGAGAUUCUCACCUGUGAACGUGGUUCAACUGUUCAAUAUCGAGAACGAGAUUCAUGACUGUGUGCAGGGAAGUAUGUCCGUGGGAUCUUACUUCACGAAAUUGAAGGGACUAUGGGAUGAACGUGACGCUUUGUGCACCUUCUCAAUCUGCACUUGUGGAUCUGUCAAAGAAAUGGCUGCAUAUUUGGACAUGCAGAAGACCAUGAAGUUCCUCAUGGGUCUCAAUGACUCAUAUGCAAGUGUUCGUAGCAACACUUUGCUGCAAGAUCCCUUACCCUCAGUGAACAAGGCGUACUCCCUAGUUCUGCGGCAUGAGAAGCAAUCGGAAGUGACAGCGGGUAAAGCUCAGGCACACCCGGAUGCGACCGUGUUUGUCGUGAAGAAUUCUAGCUGUGAAUCCGAAGGAGAAAAGGGUGAGUUGAAGUGCACCAAGUGCAACAAAACAAAUCACACUGCCAAGAAUUGCCGUGCACACCUAAAAUGCACGUUUUGCGGAUGGAAGGGUCACACAGCCGAUUAUUGCCGCAAGAAGAAGGCAGCGGCUGAGGCCGAGUUUGGUGCGAUGAUUUCCAAAGGGAACCAAGCAGCAACGUGUGUGAGAGAGAGGGAGGAGAUGCAAUUCCCCUUUACUGCUGAAGAGUGCAAACAGAUAUUGAGUGAGCUGCACAACAGGUCCUCCUCUGCUAAUCAUGUUGGUAAUUCUACAACCCAUGCCCUUUCAGGACCUACGUUCGGGGAUGAUGAUUGGGACGGGAAUUGA